Molecule: messenger RNA, 4332 nt
Organism: Paramormyrops kingsleyae
Lineage: Eukaryota; Metazoa; Chordata; Actinopteri; Osteoglossiformes; Mormyridae
Gene: bbs2
Product: Bardet-Biedl syndrome 2
Biological process (GO): non-motile cilium assembly
Cellular component (GO): neuron projection; membrane; BBSome
Molecular function (GO): protein binding
Source: RefSeq, a predicted model, not a curated record
AUUACUGGAAGCCAGGGGCGUCACUAGGAAUUUGUGAAGUUACUAAGCCGCUACUAGGGGGGGUAAUUUUAAUUAAACGAAUGGGAACUAAAGUGUACAUUCGUUUAAUUAAAUUUAAUUUUUUUUUUGUGGGGGGGGUUAAAGCUACCCUAAAACAGCCCUAGCGACGCCCCUGCAGUUAAAGAACAAUACGGCAAACAAGUGCAAAUUGUGGUGGUGAGAAAAGGUGGUGACACAGUAUUGUGAACGGUUCAUUCAGUAAAGAUGAUUCAUCGUGGGUUGUUUGGAAAUCGAUGACAAAGGCAAUGCACGCGGCCCGCUGUGACUGUGCACUCAGUCUGAGAUGUGACACCAUUAUAUCGCCUCGUUUGGUGUAUAGUGUGUUGUAUGUAAACACGUCAGCUAUAUCCCAGAUGAUGGUGGUGAUGACGGCGGAAGUUUAAAAUUCCUUUACAGUCGAUCUAACUUGGGUCAAAUCAUUCAUACAUUCGAAAUAUUUAAACAUUUAAUAUCCAUACAUCAUAUUUUCUUCCCAAGUGUGUACUACAAUUAUUAAUAUAAUUGUAUGAACCGAUAAUCUGCAGUCCUCCUGAUGCAAAAAUGACCAUCACUAUUGUACUAUUUUAAAGCUUCCCAAUUAAGAUAAUUUAACGAAAUACAUUGAAAAUUUACAAAGAAUUCUAUUAUCAAUAUAAGAAAUGUAUUAUAGGUCUCACACAAAACAUACAAAUAACAGACAAGGCAACAAAAAAAACUAGGUAUUAUCCUCCCGAAAACAUUUACAAGAGCACCUACAAUUUAACAAAUUAUUAUUAUUAUUUUGCAGCAUUUUAGUCUACUUAUUUGUAAAUUACAAUAUUUUUGUAGACUAAAGAACCUGAAGUAUCAUUCGGCCAUUGGUGUUUAACUUAAUAUUGAAACAUGAAUGUUAACCAAUAAGUCUUACGGAAAUUUUGAAGUUUAAUCAAAAUGACGUCUCUUCGCAUUUGAAAUCACAUCCUCUGGAUUGCUCGCUGGGGGCUUUGGGCAGGGAUAAUGUAUGGUGCUUUGAGACAAUGUAAUGUGAAAAUGCGCUAUAUAAAAUUAAAUUGAAUUGAAUUUGACAGUUUAAGAAAAAAUGUUGGAACUAUGAACUAAAUCAGGGUUUCUGGACAAGACGGUCCACAUUUUUGCUGUCUCCCAAUUCCUGGCAAUUGGGAGAGAGCAAAAAUGUGGACCGUCUGGUGGUCCCCGAGGACUGGGUUGAGAAACCCUCAACUAAAUGAUAUGCUAUAAUUUACUAAACAAUGUGAUAAUCGCUCAUGCGGCGCCAUGUUGUACUGCAUACUUUUGGACGCUAGAGGCGCUGUAUAAAAUGUUUAAAGCAGCUGUCUGCGGUGUUAAUUCUAUGGUAUCUGAACUUUACACUUUGAGGUGAUUUGAUCACUGUUCUGAACUGAAAUAUAUACGAAUUAUUACAAUUGAAAAAAAACGAAAAGCAAUGCAAGAAGGAGAAAUGGGUCAUUAAGAUUACAGUCCUGUAUAUGCGCUUGCAAAGCGGCUUGCAGUGACGUCACUCAUUAUCGGGAAAGGCGGAACCACACGCGUUUGCUGUGUGUUUAUAUUCUUAAGUGAAGGCUGCCUGCUGCGUCCAGUCAAGCUAUCUGUAGCGUCUAGCCAUGCUGGUGCCAAUCUUCACUCUCAAGCUCAACCACAAAAUCAACCCACGUAUGGUGACAGUGGGCAAGUUUGACGGGGUGCACCCCUGUCUUGCUGCGGCCACGCAGGCAGGAAAGGUGUUCAUCCAUAACCCCCAUGCCCGCGUACAGCGGCGGCAGCCCGCCUACCGGCUCAGGCACAGUGCACAGGACUCCGACAUUUCCCUACUGAACAUCAACCAGGCCGUCAGCUGCCUGACAGCCGGCGCAAUGGGGCCUGGCCGGACGGGGCAUGCCCUGCUCGUGGGCUCACAGAGCACCCUGCUGGCCUACGACGUGCAUGACAAUGCAGACAUCUUCUACAAAGAGGUGGCAGAUGGGGCCAAUGCAAUCGUCUUAGGGAGCCUGGGGGACAUUCCCUCACCCUUGGCCAUCAUUGGGGGGAACUGUGCCCUGCAGGGGUUUGACCACCAAGGGAAUGACCUGUUUUGGACGGUCACUGGGGAUAACGUGAGGUCUCUGAUGCUCUGUGACUUUACUGGAGAUGGAAAAAAUGAGCUACUCGUUGGAUCAGAGGACUUCGAUAUUCGAGUUUUCAAAGAGGAUGAACUGAUAUCUGAGAUGACGGAGAAUGAGACGGUGACAUCUCUUUGUCACAUGCAUGGCAGCCGGUUUGGGUAUGCUCUGGCCAAUGGAACCGUGGGCGUGUAUGACCGUACCGCCCGCUACUGGAGGAUUAAGUCUAAGAAUCACGCGAUGAGCAUCCAUGCAUUUGACCUAAAUGCGGACGGGGUUGUGGAGCUCAUCACAGGCUGGUCCAAUGGAAAGAUUGAUGCCCGCAGUGACCGCACAGGCGAGGUCAUCUUCAAAGACAACUUCUCGACCUCGGUGGCCGGUAUCGUGGAGGGCGACUAUCGGAUGGAUGGCCAGAUGCAGCUCAUCUGCACCUCUGUCGACGGAGAAGUGCGGGGCUACCUACCAGCCAGCAAAGAGAUGAAGGGCAGCCUGAUGGACAGCAGCGUGGAGCAGGACCUCAUCCGUGAGCUGAGCCAACGGAGACAGAACCUGUUAUUGGAGCUUCGCAACUAUCAGGAGAAUGCCAAGGCUGUCCAGGGAUCUCCAGGCCCAGAGGGGGACAAUCAGAUGGGGGUCAUCCCAGCAAACACACAACUCCAGACUGCCCUCUCAGUCAAAGCGGCCACAGAGACUCAGAAAGCCCACAUUGAGCUGAACAUCUCAACACCCAAUGACACCAUCAUCCGUGCGGUGCUGAUUUUCGCAGAGGGCAUCUUCGAGGGGGAGAGUCAUGUGGUGCACCCUAGCGCCCAGCACCUGUCGGGCUGCAUCCGCGUUCCCAUAAUCCCCCCAAAUGACAUCCCGGUGGACCUGCAUAUCAAGGCCUUCGUGGGGGGCAGGAGCAGCACACAGUUCCACGUGUUUGAAAUCACGCGGCAACUGCCCCGCUUCUCCAUGUAUGACCUGCACGUGGACGCCGCCGGCAGCCAGCCCACGGGGAGAGUGACAUUCAGCAUCAACGACCGGCCGCAGAGGGUUGUCAUAUGGUUAAACCAGAACUUCCUGCUUCCAGAGGGAAUGGGCUCCCCGGACGUGACCUUCACCUGCCUGCGUGGAGGGGGGCUCCUCAGCAUCAGCAUGCAGUCCAGUGGGGAGGGUCCUUCCGGCUCGUUCCAGAUGACAUUGAAGACUGACAACAUGGACUUGGCCGGGGACCUCGUCCAGUCCCUGGCCUCCUUCCUGGCCAUCGACGAGCUGCAGGUUGAAGCAGAUUUCCCUGCGUAUUUCGAGGAGCUGCGGGUGACCCUGGCUGAGGUGGAUGACUACCACAAGGUCCAUCAGAAGCUGACGGCGGACAUGGCCGACCACUCGAACCACAUCCGCACCAUGCUGGUGCAGGCAGAGGAUGCCAGGCUCAUGGGUGACAUGAGGAACAUGAAAAAGCGCUACGUCGAGCUUUAUAACCUGAACAGAGACCUGAUUAAUGAAUACAAGAUCCGCUCCAAUAACCACAACACCCUCAUCGCCGGCCUGAAGUCCGUUAACCAGGCCAUCCAGCGAGCCGGCCAGCUGCGGGUGGGCAGGGCCAAGACCCAGGUCAUCACAGCAUGUCGAGAUGCCAUCAGGAAUAACAACAUCAACGCCCUUUUCAAGAUCAUGAGGGCAGGUACAGCUUCUUCCUGAGAAAGACUACUGCUGGUACCUCGGAAAUCCCUACAUGGGGGAGUGGAGAUUCUGGUCCGGAAAUGAUACCAAGCCUGCCGGCAGCUGUAGGAGAGAGACCCCCCCAGACUGGCACUGGACAUGUCCCAUUCGGGUCAUGGAAGCUGCUCUGAUAGUUACCUUAAGCCAAGAAGUCUUCGUAAGACUAGCUUGUGCAGGUCCGCAGGAGGACAUCUAGGCAACUUAGAGGAGCCAUUGAGUGACAAUGACUGAAUCGUCAUGAACAUGCUGCUGCAGCCAAAGAAACACAACACUGAUCACCAGUCACGUGCAAGAACAUCAAUGGUGGUUCUUUUCAAAACUUAUAAACAGUAAUCUUGUCUGUGUAUAUACAUAUUUCUGUGAUAUUUAUAUAAUAUUCAUUUGAAUUUAAUAACAAUCUUAUGUUACGACUUUCUUACUUUGGGUCUUGGAAAUUGGAAUAUUCACGUGCUGAGUAAAGAUUAAUUAUGUGAAA